UAUGUUCUCAGGCAGGCCGUCCCGGUCCCAAGGCCGAGGGGCCGUGACCAUAGCCGUGACGGAGCAAGCCUGGACCCUGGACCCUUUAUCUCGCGAGAACACACGGGCUUGGACAACAAGUACGUGGCUUCAUAGGCUGAGGAGGACUGGGAGUGUUUUCAAGACAAAUAUACGGGAUGUAUAUUAACCCUAUUUGAACCGAUUUGAACGGAUGCUUCAGCAGCGGUACCGGAAGCAGAAUAACGGGAACAGCGGCAGUACCGGGAGCGGUACCGGGAGCUGGACGGACUGCCGCCGGUGCAGGAGCCUCUGCUGAAGGCUUCCCUGCGGACUGCUAACGGCAACCGGCAGCCUGUCGGUGUGAUAUGGCGGAGAGCGGCUCUCUGCCGAGCUCGACGCUUCCGCCGCCGAGGACUCGCAUCUUUAAGAUCAUCGUGAUCGGGGACUCGGGGGUCGGGAAGACCUGCCUCACCUACCGCUUCUGUGCCGGGAGGUUCCCCGAGAAGACCGAGGCCACCAUCGGGGUGGACUUCCGGGAGAGGCUGGUCGACAUCGACUGCGAGAAAAUCAAGAUCCAGUUGUGGGACACCGCGGGUCAGGAGCGCUUCAGGAAGUCCAUGGUGCAGCACUACUACCGCAACGUGCAUGCUGUUGUCUUUGUCUACGACGUGACCAACGCUUCCAGCUUCCGCAGCCUGCCGGCCUGGAUCGAGGAGUGCAAGCAGCACGCUCUGGGCACAGAGGUACCCAGGAUCCUAGUCGGAAACAAGUGCGACCUUCAAGACUCAGUCCAAGUGGGCACAGACGUGGCGCAGCAGUUCGCCGACGCCCACUCCAUGCCCCUGUUUGAGACGUCUGCCAAGAACCCAAACAGCCAGGGAGAUGGAAGCGGUGGCGGAGGAAACAGUGACCACGUUGAGGCGAUUUUUAUGACUGUGGCCCACAAGCUGAAGUCUCAGAAGCCCCUGGUGUUGAGCCAGCCGCCCGGGGGAUCGGGGGGUACCGUCCACCUGAGCAGGGGGAGGGAUGAUGGGGGAGACGGGGCCAGGAGCUGGGGCUGCAGCAGCUGCUGAGGCUGCACAGGAGGACCCCAGAGAAUGAAAAGCUGAGCGGCUUCACAAUCAGCACAAACAUGCAGAUGAAUCUCGUUCCAAAGCCCGUGCUUAACUUUAUAAAUUACUUUAAAUGUUUUAAAGUGGUAUUUACAGUACAAUUUGUUGUUUUGUGGAAGCCAAAAUCUGUCGUUGGUUCAAUGGAAAGGAUUCUGAACAAGAGGCUGCACCCUGCUGAGCUUUUAAAGUCACUUUUUCUUCAUGGAGACACAGUGGCAUUAACACAUGAUUUGCCAUAGAAAUGUCUUUCUUUCUACAACAGCUUUACUAAGAUAUGAUGGGAGAGCAGACCGUCGGGGUGGACAUAAUAACAGAAGACAUUAUUUGGUUUUGAUUCAGCCGUCUCACUAAAGGUGACCUGCAGUGUUUCUCAUCAAAACGCAAAGUGUAGUUGUGAAUGCAUUUCCUUUCUUUAAAAUGUAUUUGCAAAAGGCAAUAUUUCAAAUAUUUAGAAACUAUCUAUGUAUCUAUUAAACUGCUGAAUGUGUUAUCGCCACCAGCUGCGGGUCAGUCUUUACCAUACGUGUAUGUUCAGUACGUUUCAGUGAAAAGAUGUCUGCCGCCGCUCGUGGUCAAAAAAAUUCACAUCAAAUCAAUGUUGUGUUGGCAGCACGUGCUGAGCCAACUCAGUGAAAUGAGGGAUUACUGGACAACAACUCCUAUGUAAUCCCAUCCAGGUUUACCCAAAAUCCGAAGGGAAUACUCGACCGCUCUGUUUUUGAUACGUUUCGCUGUGAGGGCAGCUGGGAGCUCGCUGUCAGCGGUCAAGGCUUGCCCACUUUGGGCUGGCAGUCAGCUGAUGAGUUAUGCAUGGUCUUAUUGGAGGCCUCCUCCCACUCUGUGCUGUAUCCCAUGACCCUGUUCCUUUUCUCGAGCAGGGCUCCAGGCUAACUAGUGACUCAACUUACUGAUAAAUGCUCUGGGAAGAUAUUUACAGAAAUAACAACGUGCUGUUCUGAAGGAAAAGUAGUGCUUUAAAAAUAGUCCUGAAGUAAUCUUUCACGUUGCUAUGAGUGGUCGUGCUGCGUGCCAUGAAAAAAAAGUAACAUCAGUGAUUUGGUCAUCCUCCCAGAGGACAGGGUAACCAGCUGCCUGAAAGGCUCCGGAUCAUUAGCAUUUCAUCUUUAUUAUCUCGUUACUUUAUCUACUGGUUGUCGUAAACAGCAGAACGGGACUAAAUGGUGGCAGCGUGGGGUCAGCCGGCCCGUCAAGAGAGGGAAAGGGGCCGUUCUUCUGUAGUGUGCACCUCUGCAGGUGCUGUACACCAAGGCUGCUGCCUUCAUCCCCAGCUUCUCCCGUAUGGAAGCUUGUGAUUCAGUAUUCAGCAUGUCGCUGUUAAAUCCUUGAGCUGGGUGGCGUUACCGUGCACAGCUCCUCCGCUGCUCACGCUCUGCAUUACUGCUCACUGUGACGGUUUGAUUGGUUUACGUUUGGUUGCUGCUUUCUUCAAGUGUCCUUUGUUUUUAAUACAUACCCCCCCACCCCCACACUUAAGACUUCCUUUGCCUCAUCUUCACUUCAGCCAUGAACACAUAAUGCUCCUGUAUCUCUCAUUGCCCAGAAAGAAAAGUGCUAUCCCUUCACAGUGACUAAGAACCAAACUACUGGGAGGAUAGAAUGGUUUGUAAUAAAGUACCCUGAACAUUUCAAA
Molecule: messenger RNA, 2763 nt
Organism: Perca fluviatilis (European perch)
Lineage: Eukaryota; Metazoa; Chordata; Actinopteri; Perciformes; Percidae
Gene: rab33ba
Product: RAB33B, member RAS oncogene family a
Exons: 2
Coding region: 366-1073 (235 amino acids)
Biological process (GO): Rab protein signal transduction
Cellular component (GO): Golgi apparatus; endosome
Molecular function (GO): GTPase activity; GTP binding
Source: RefSeq, a predicted model, not a curated record